Messenger RNA from Pogona vitticeps (central bearded dragon), 5367 nucleotides. It is a transcript of the gene AFF3, whose product is annotated as ALF transcription elongation factor 3. NCBI's taxonomy places the organism in Eukaryota, Metazoa, Chordata, Lepidosauria, Squamata, Agamidae. Gene Ontology annotation, cellular component: super elongation complex; nucleus. The record is from RefSeq and is a predicted model, not a curated record. Gene Ontology annotation, biological process: regulation of gene expression.
CCCACCCGCGGCGCUGCUAAGAUGCACCUUGGCCGCUUCGCUGUGGCUGCUGAGGAGCGCUGACAUAUUCCUCCUCCUCCUCCUCCUCUCUCCGCCCUCCUCUUCCUCGUCCACCGACCUCACCAUGGACAGCUUCGACCUGGCGCUCCUGCAGGAAUGGGACCUGGACUCUCUCUGUGUCUAUGAUCCUGACAGAAAUAUACUGCGCAGAAAAGAAUGGGAAAGGAGAAACCAGGAGGCCCAGCACGAAGAUGGCAUGUUUAACACCAGUUAUUCCCUCUUCAGUGAACCAUACAAGACUAACAAGGGAGAUGAACUCUCAAGCCGUAUUCAGAAUACACUAGGCAACUAUGAUGAGAUGAAAGAGUUAUUGACAGACAGAUCUAAUCAAAGCCACCUUGUUGGUGUUCCAAAGCCCUGCAUGUCACAAACAUCUGCGAACAAAGCUGAGGAACAUUUUGUCGCUGACACGAAAUCCCAUCCUCAAGCUUCCAUCUGCAGUCCACCAUCUUCCUUAUCGGUGACACUUUCUGGACAGCUGAGCAAGAGCACUGCAAUGGGUUGGCAGAACUCUGGACUCAGUUUGGAGAGCCAGCAAAGAGGUAGCAAACAUAGGCCUGGACUGCCUGAUUUACAUAAUAACGACUUCAAAACUAUUCAAAACAACAAUCUGGAAAAGACAAAACUUUAUGCAUCCAGCCCCUCAUCACCAUCCUCAUCCAGUGCCACACAAGUUCCAUUAUCGUCCACAUUGAUAGACAGCCUCCUAACACAACAGCAACCAAAGCUGAGUUGUGGUGCAGAUGUUGGAGUCCAGGCUCAAGAGAGACCACCAAUGCAUAACAAUGGACAUUGUGUGCAGAACUUUCCUCCUUCACUUGCUUCAAAGCCCAGUAUAGUUCAGCAGAAGCCAACUGCUUACGUAAGGCCAAUGGAUGGUCAAGAUCAAACUCCUGAUGAAUCUCCAAGGCUCAAGGCACCAGCUGAAACUAGCAUGGUCUGCACCUCAUAUAAAGGGAUACUUUCUACAAGGACCAAGUCAAAAUUGACAAAAUGUAGUAUCUCCAAGCAAGAAGAAGACAAUGGAACAGGAGAUGACAGUUGUGUUGAAGACAUUUUACGGGAAAUGACCCAUACUUGGCCUCCCCCACUGUCUGCUAUUCAUACACCAGGCAAAGUGGAACAAAGCAACUUUCCAUUCACGAACAAGGACUCACAGUAUGCCUCUACAGAACACAGCAAUCAAAGAAAAGGUGACAUUGAACCAAAGAAUCCAGAAAACAAUGCAUCACAUACAUCAAUGUUAGAAGAUGACCUCAAGUUAAGCAGUGAUGAAGAAGAAAAUGACCAGCAGGCAGCACAGAGAUCUGCUCUCCGGGUUCUGUCUGACAGCACUGCCGUGCAGCAGUCUAGCUGCAGAAUCUUGGGGGCCUCCAGUAAGUGCUCAAGCAGCAGUUCCAGCGAAUCUGAGAGCAGCUCAGAAUCAGAUUCAGAGAGUGAAAGCAGUUCUGCCGAGAGUGACAGCAACAAGCCAUCACACUAUUCCAGCCCAGAGCCUGAACAGCCAUCAUCAAACAAGUGGCAGCUGGAUAAAUGGUUAAAUAAAGUUAAUCCUCAUAAAGCACCUAUUUUGAACCACCAUGGACUGGACACCUUUCACUAUUACAGCAAAGUAAAAGAUGAAGGGCAAGACAGUGAAAGUAUACCAGCUGCAUGCCUAACCAGUCUCCGAGAGAAAGAGGUUAAGAAUCCCAGCAAAGAGGAAUUGAGUCCAAGAACAGCUAAUAAAGCUGCAGGCCACAGAGGUGGAAGGCAAAAAACACCCUCUGUAACAGCUGCAGUUUCUGUAGACAGUGGUCCUCUGAGAAGGACAGCAUGUAAAAAACAGCCCAGAAGGAUAGAGAGGACCUCUGGUGGUGAUAACCUAAACAGCCAUACAGCUGAUGAUCUAGACUUGGACCAUAUACUUUUGGAAAAUAAUAGCUUAUGUGAACAACCGAAACCUAGGCCCUGUAACAGCAAAGGAGAGCACAGAAAGGAAACACGAUGCAUCAGUGCCUGUGAAAAGAGGCGUACGAGAGGGGCAGGUAAGACAGCGCCCAAAUCGAAGGAGUUCAUUGAGACAGAAUCCUCCUCUUCAACUUCUUCAGAUAUAGAUUCUCAGUCUGAGCAAGAGGAAUAUCCUUUCCACAAGUCUCAAACAGUGAUCUCAGCACCCACUGGAAGUGACCAGAAACAGAAGGAUUCUGGGAGUAAUAAUGCCAGCAAAGGAAAUGACCGUGGCACGUUUGGUUCAGUGAACACCAGGACUACUCACGAUAUUGCAAAGGAUCUGGAAGAACAAUUCUACACGCUUGUACCAUUUGGCAGGAAUGAACUCCUGUCUCCUCUGAAGGACACAGAUGAAAUAAGAGCACUUUGGGUCAAAAUUGAUUUGACUCUUCUGUCCAGAAUUCCACAACGCUCGCCUGAAGAUCCACCGCUCAUUAAUGCUGGCAUUAAAGAAGUGGUCAGUAUGCAACAUAACAUAGUCCCUGAUGCACCAACAGAAAAGGUUGUCCCCAAAACGAGAAGGAAACGUAAGUAUGACAAUGAGGAUGAGAACAGGGAGAGCAAGAAGAUUCACACUGAGCAACAGUGUUCUUCACAUUUCCUUGCCUCAGCCCAAAUCAUUUCCACACCAAAUGAUUGCAACAUGGUAAAAAACAGCUUGACAACACCAAUAAACAACAAUGAGAAAAUACUCCCGUCACCUGCCACACCUCUCUCUGAUGCAUCAAAACACAAAUUCGUGAGUGAUGAUUUAACUUCUGCCAGCAAGCGUAAUAGUGGCAAUCUUUUAUCUUCCAUAUCUUCAAGCAAAAAAAGCAAGAGUGAGGCCCAAUCUUACCUUCACCCAGAUUUUAGUAAAGCAGCAUACAUUAACUCAGAAAACACUGCAUUGUGCAGCAAGACAACGUGCCAAAAAGAGCCUUGGUCACCUGUACCCACUAUGCACAAAGAAUGUAGAAGAACAAAGGUCCUCUUCAAUGAUGGGCCACAAAAUAUAGAUUAUUUUAUGCAAGAAGCUAAAAGAAAGAAGCAUAAAGCAGAUGCAAUGGUGGAGAAAUUUGGCAAGGCAUUGAAUUAUGUUGAAGCUGCAUUAUGUUUUAUUGAAUGUGGAAAUGCAAUGGAACAAGGACCCAUGGAAUCAAAAUCACCAUACACGAUGUAUUCAGAAACUGUGGAACUCAUCAGGUAUGCAGUGAGACUAAAAACCCACUCAGGCCCCAAUGGUUCUCAAGAAGAAAAACAAUUAGCUGCAUUAUGUUAUCGCUGUUUGGCCCUUCUAUAUUGGAGAAUGUUUCGACUCAAAAGAGACCAUGCUGUAAAAUAUUCAAAAGCUCUCAUUGAAUACUUCAAGAGCUCAUCUAAAGUUGCUCAGGCACCAUCUCCAUGGGGUGCUAGUGGAAAGUAUACAGGGACACCCUCUCCAAUCUCCCCUAGCCCAUCUCCUGUGAGUUCUGUUGGGUCUCAGGGCAGCACUGGAGCCCCUUCCCCCUCCUCCAUUGUCAGCAUUCCACAGCGAAUUCACCAGAUGGCAGCCAAUCAUGUUAGUAUCACUAACAGCAUCUUACACAGUUAUGACUACUGGGAAAUGGCUGACAAUCUUGCCAAGGAGAACCAAGAUUUCUUCAAUGAUUUAGAUGCCCUGAUGGGACCUGUCACCUUGCACAGCAAUAUGGAGCACUUGGUUCAAUACACACAACAAGGACUCCACUGGAUAAGGAGUACUGCUCAGUUCUCAUAAUAAUUAUCUGGACAGUAGAUUCUCCCACAGCUAAUUCAGUUAUUCUAGACACUGUGCUACAGAAAUACGCAACUGCAGCAUUGCUUCAAACAAAUGUGAAUAUUUCUUUAACACUGAAAAAAAAUUUUUUUUCAGAAUUCAAACAUUGGUGUGUCCGUUGAUUAUGCAAUGUGUGUCUCUUCUGAUACGUUAUAUUUUAAUGGUCUCCAAAUAUCACUUUCGUUACUGUAAAGACAAAAGUUUAAAUAUAGGUGUGUUAGAAAAUGGUCUCCAAAUAUCACUUUUGUUACUGUAAAGACAAAGGUUUAAAUAUAGGUGUGUUAGAACAAAUUCUUUGUCUCUCUCACUCACUUACACACACACAUACACACACACACACACAGAGAGAGAGAGAGAGAGAGAGAGAGAGAGAGAGAGAGAGGAGAGUCCUCCACUAUGUUGCAGUCUAACCCUGUAUGUUUAAUUCAGAAGAUCAUUUUGUACUCUGCUUUUAAAUACAUCCAUAUAUGUGGGCUGAACUUUUCUGAAGCAAAUUGUUGUCUCACUGAUAAAUUUUUCGGUAUCAAUUCAUAAAGCACAUAUGUUCUAUGCUUUACAUUUUGACCUGGAUCUUGGGGGCCAUAUUGGGCAGGAUACUUUUCCUAGUGGAAGCUGCUUUCACCAGCAAAAUCAGGACAGUUCAUCCCCCACUCUCCUGCUGCUUCCCAUGUACCCUAAAAUCGGCUCCAUAGAAUCCUCUGUAGAGCUGUGAUGGAGGGACAGGAGAGGGAUAUGUCCUAAUGCUAGAGCUAGCCCCAAGCUAGUCCUGUUUUAUGAAACAAUCAUCUGGGUGCCAAUAAUCUGCAUGUACAAUGACCCCAUUCUUCCCACCAUCCUCAGGAGUGGCCAGGCUCUGUAAUAAAUCUGGUGUGGUGUAACAAUAAGGGGUUUCAUCCCACUUAUGAAGCCUGGAUACAGUAUUUUACAUGCAAAACUGGGGGCGGGGGGGGAAAUAAUGCAGCGUUAAGAUGUGAUAUUUGUACUUAUAACCCAGACAUGUUUUUUAUCUUUAAUGAGUGAAACUGCAGUCAACUAUGUUUUUAAAAAUUUAGAGCCAUGGGGAACAAGUCACCAGUUGAAGAUUCUCAUGAGCCACAAAAUAUGGAACAGUUGAAAGAGAGAGGUUUUAUGUUCCCAAAAGCAAGAUUACAUGUAAUAUGUAAGAUUUAUUUUUGAAAGUGUCUGUUCUUUUAUAUAAUACCAUUUUACAUAUAUGCAUAUAUGAAGCAAAUACUCUUUGAAAAUGGUAAAGAGGUUCAAGAGAUAACACAGAAUGAAAAAGGGAUUUGAGAAGUGUUUAUCUGAAUAACAUUUAAAAACAAAUUACGGCUCAUUCAGCCAAGAAAAAUAAAUCUACAAGAUAAGUAGACAAAUAUUUUAAUAGGCAUUUUAACAAUGUAGCUUGUUUGUGUAGGGGUUUUUUUUAUCUUGAUUGUAUCUAGUAAUUGCAUUCAGUUAUAUUUAUCUGGAAAGCAAAAUUUGCUGUUUUCUGCACUGGAGCAAUAUAUUUUCAUUCUCUUCUUCCUUCUUUUUUGAAU